ACUGACGCUCCGACAACCACACCUACUACGACAGCUACAACUGAAGCUCCUACGACCACUACAACGACAACUGCAGCUUCUGCGACAACUGGAGGACCUACUACGACAACUGCAGCACCUACUACGACCACUGCAGUUACGACAACUGUAGCUCCUAAAACAGCUACAACUGCAGCAACUACUACAACUGAAGCUACGACAACAACCACACCUUCCACUACAGCUACAACUGAUGCUCCGACAACAACCACAUCUACUACGACAGCUACAACUGAAGCUCCUACGACCACUACUACGACUACAACUGCAGCACCUACAACCGACGCUCCGACAACCACACCUACUACGACAGCUACAACUGAAGCUCCUACGACAACUGCAGCUUCUGCGACAACUGGAGGACCUACUACGACAACUGCACUACAACUGUGCUCCGACAACAACCACAUCUACUACGACAGCUACAACUGA
This is a messenger RNA of Oncorhynchus gorbuscha (pink salmon), 471 nucleotides long. RefSeq names its product integumentary mucin C.1-like. The annotation marks the transcript as partial. The transcript is spliced from 4 exons. The record is from RefSeq and is a predicted model, not a curated record. Lineage: Eukaryota; Metazoa; Chordata; Actinopteri; Salmoniformes; Salmonidae.